This is a messenger RNA of Linepithema humile (Argentine ant), 5827 nucleotides long. The record is from RefSeq and is a predicted model, not a curated record. NCBI's taxonomy places the organism in Eukaryota, Metazoa, Arthropoda, Insecta, Hymenoptera, Formicidae.
UAAUGGCGGGGGUACUGGACGCGAGUAAAUAUCGUUCCGCGUUUCGCGCGUGUUCUUCCUCACUCGAAAGUGAAUUCCGAAUGCAACUGUCGUGAGUAUCGAAUUCAACGACCAACAAUCGCUGUAGAGCGUUAGUUAACGCGCAUAUAUGGUCGCAAUGACCAGAUUUUCGAUAUUUGUAAAAUUAGUCGCGUUUCCUAUUGGAUGACUCAUCGAAAACCUAAUGCUGGUGCGAAGGUGCUUCCAUCUUUUGAUCUACGUCAUAAUUUAUAAGUUAGUUGUCUGACAAAUUUUAAACUUGACUCGCGCGACCUUUUCAUGAGUCGCACUUCACAGCAGUGUCUAAGCAGUUCACUAGAUAAUGGCGACGGUAUUAGACGCGAAUGAAUAUCGGUCCGCGUUUCGCGCGUAGUUUAUCUCACUCGAAGUAAUAUCCGAGUGCGACAAAUGUCAUGAGUGUCGAAUCCAGCGAUGGGCAAUCGUUGUAGAGUGUUAAUUAACGCGUAACGUCACUAUAACUUUGCGUUUCGACGUUCGUAAAAUUCGUUGGGUUUGUUCCAUUAUGUCGGACAUGACGCGCCAAAUCUGGAGCAUCGGUAUGAAGUUACUCCUGUCUUUUUCGAACUUUUUAAUCGUAUUUCGAAAGUGUCGUGAGUGUUGAAUGAAGUAACAGGCGGUUAACGUAUCUCGGGAGUGUCGAACAAAGUUGUAGACGAUCGUCGUGUCUCGCAUUAUUUAUGCGGUCGAGAGUACAUCUCAUGUGUAAUCGCGCAUCGGGAGUGUCGUAUUUCGCAUUAAUAGUGCAUCGCGCUUGUAAAACUCGCUUGUGUCGGACUGACUGGACAUAAGUGAUCGUAAGUGAUAAUUAGUGCUACAUAAGUGUUGUUUGAAGCAACAUCGGAAUCAAUGAAUUGCAACGGUGGAACCAAUGGUUUGCAAUGGCGGAACCGACAAAGGAUAUUAGCUGCAACAAGCAAUCGAUGCCGCGUGAUCAUCUUCGAGCUUCCUCGUCGGGAAUGGAAAUCGAAGGCAGCAGGCCGACGAGACGGAGGCGGCGCACAUCGAGGACUUAAGAGGACUCGAGUGGCCGCGGGCAAGCAGAGGUCAGUUUCGGAGACCGAAGUCUCGACAACGAGGGAGAACGGGAUGAGAAACGAGGAAAGAAGAAUGCGAAUUCAGACCGCUCUCCUGCUAAGGUCCGAGGGGAUCAUCCGUUCAUCGUGCGUCACUCAUGUUUACGCAGUGUGAACGCGCCAAGCGGGAAACCGCGCAGGAAGGAUGUAUCCCAGCGCCGGAAUCAACGCAGCCGCCGUGGCCGCCGCUGCCGCCAGGCAUCCGGGACCACCGCAGCCUGGGCAGCCGUUCAAAUUUUCGGUCGGCGACUCCUGCGAUCGUAUCAAAGAGGAAUUCAAUUUCUUGCAAGCCCAAUACCACAGCCUUAAAUUGGAGUGCGAGAAACUGGCCAGUGAAAAAAUAGAGAUACAGAGGCAUUACGUGAUGUAUUACGAGAUGUCGUAUGGACUCAACGUGGAGAUGCACAAACAGACGGAGAUAGCGAAGAGGUUGAACGCUAUCAUUGCACAGAUCCUGCCGUUUCUCUCACAGGAGCAUCAGCAGCAAGUCGCCACGGCGGUCGACAGAGCCAAACAAGUGACCAUGACCGAGCUCAACGCUAUCAUCGGGCAACAAAGGCCGGACUUGCCACGACUGUUGCAGCAGAUGCACGCCCAGCAAUUGCCACCAGGCGCGGCGAUGGGACCGCAUCCGGGCAUACCUGGAUUGCCCGGACUGCCAGGCGCGGGUAUACCGGUCCCCACUUCAGCGUCCGCCGCGCUUCUCGGCUUGGGCCUUCCUCCGGGAGCGGCUGCCACCCCCGGAGGCACCAGCGCACAUCCGUUGUCGAUGCUGACGAAACCGGAUCUUCAUCGCGGUCAGCCUGACGAUCUGAAACCUAACGGAGGUCUGAAUCCAGCCGAGGAGAGGCAUAGGAACUCGAUAUCGCCGGCGGAACGAGAAAAGUACAGGCCGCGCAGCACACCCGAUCCUCAGCACGAUCAUUUGCACAUGAGUAAGAAGAUGAAGAAGGAGCACGACAAGGACAUAGGCCAUCAAAGCGAUGGUGAAAAGAGCGACCAGGACCUGGUGGUCGACGAUGCGAGCGAGGGCCCGACGAGCCCGGCGGCGAACGGCACGGCGUCACCGCGGGAAAACGGUCUCGAUAAGCUGGGCCCGUCCUCGGUGCCUCUGAGCGGCCAGGUGAAGAAAGAAGUGCCACCGCCGUCGCCUAGAAGCGGCACCAGCAGCAACGCCAGCACUCCUUCCGCCAAGAAGAUGGAAGAACGCGAAAAACCGACUACGCCGAUCUCGAAACCGGUCACACCUACGUCUGCAGGUGGCAGCAGUUCUGGCUCCGGUGGUCUGAAACCGUCUAGUUCCAGCAAACCGUUGGUUUCAGCCUCGGUAGUCGGACCUUAUCCGCCGCAUUAUCCGCCACCGCAUCAUCCGUCCGCGGGACCGCCUCACGUGGAUAUGCUGGGCUAUCCUCCGGCUGCGCUCAACGGGUAUCCCGCGAGACCACCUCUUCAACAGCUUUACGAUCCUCAUGCGAGCAUGAGAGCGCCACUCGGACCGCUAGGUGUUCCCGGUGGCAAGCCCAGUGCGUACAGUUUUCACGUGUCUAGUGAAGGGCAGAUGCAGCCGGUGCCGUUCCCACAGGACGCUCUUAUCGGCCCCGGCAUACCGCGUCACGCACGUCAAAUAAACACACUCACACACGGCGAAGUGGUCUGCGCCGUGACAAUUUCGAAUCCCACUAAAUACGUUUACACCGGCGGCAAGGGCUGCGUCAAGGUGUGGGACAUCAGCCAGGGUGGUAGCGGCAGCGCGAAACCCGUCUCCCAGCUCGAUUGCCUGCAACGGGACAACUACAUCAGGUCGGUGAAGCUGUUGCCUGAUGGCAGAACUCUCAUCGUGGGCGGCGAGGCGAGUAACCUCAGCAUCUGGGAUCUGGCGAGCCCGACGCCGAGGAUCAAGGCCGAAUUGACUUCCUCGGCACCGGCGUGUUACGCCUUGGCGAUAUCUCCAGACUCGAAAGUGUGCUUCAGCUGCUGCAGCGACGGCAACAUCGCCGUAUGGGAUCUGCAGAAUCAGACGUUGGUUAGGCAAUUUCAAGGUCACACAGACGGCGCCUCGUGUAUCGAUAUCUCCGCCGACGGUUCCAAGUUGUGGACAGGCGGUCUCGACAAUACAGUGCGCUCCUGGGAUCUUCGGGAAGGCAGGCAGCUCCAGCAGCACGACUUUACGUCUCAAAUAUUCUCCCUGGGAUAUUGUCCCACCGGUGAAUGGUUGGCCGUGGGUAUGGAGAAUUCGAACGUCGAGGUACUACACGCGACGAAACCCGACAAGUAUCAGUUACAUCUGCACGAGUCUUGCGUGCUGUCGUUACGCUUCGCUUCGUGCGGCAAGUGGUUCGUCUCUACCGGCAAGGACAAUUUACUUAAUGCGUGGCGCACGCCGUACGGUGCUUCGAUAUUCCAGUCGAAGGAGUCAUCCUCGGUGCUUAGUUGCGAUAUUUCCACCGAUGACAAGUACAUUGUGACAGGAUCCGGCGACAAGAAAGCCACCGUGUACGAAGUGAUAUAUUGAGCCGCUCGUUGAUGCACACUCCGAUGCUCUUAUGCAACAUCGAUUAUGACACUCGGUGUGAUUGACUUAUGACGGAGGAAUUGAAGAACGAAAAUUAAUUUCUUUCAAGUGUGACCUGUAUUUCGAGAAACUAUAUAUAGUUUGACGAAAUUGGACAAGAAUCGAUGUACUGUGGUCGUUAUAUUCGACAAAACCCAAUUUAAAUUCCACGUUUUUGUAACGCUAGAAUACAACAGGGGCUGAUGUCUAAAUUACGGAGAUAUAAAUAUAUAAAAAUUACAGCAUUUAGCUGCUAAGAUUGUAUAGAGUCUAUAAGUAGAACGAAGUGAAUGAAUUACGUGAAACAAAUGCGUGUGUGUAUCCUCCGACCGUAUUUAACGUGGGAGGCGCGAUGUAAAGUCGCUUGUGUAAUAUGUUACUGAUGUAAAAUAGAAUCUUUACAAUUAGGUCUUUUUUGCAUGCGAUUGCGAGAAGGACGAAGAGAGAGCGAGAGAGAGAGAGAGAGAUCGAGCGCAUUUUAACGGGUGAGACUGUUCUCGCGCGAUAAUGUCACGACAAAACGAAUGCUGCGUCGAAAUACCUGAGUACAUACGGAACGCUGAUCUAGUGUUGUAGAUUUGUCAAAGUAGGGAUGUAUGUUGUGUCGCAGAAUUAUACAUAAUAUAUUGAGCACAUAUGUAGACAGAAUGUUUACGUCAUGUAGCGGAGAAAACUAUAGGGCUAUGAAAAACCGAUUCAUAAUCGAUCACGCUAAUAGUGUUGAACGUACGCGACGUUGCUUAUGUUCAGCAUUGGAGCUAAACAAUGUGAUCUUUGACAUUUCUACCACCGACAAAAGGAAUAAUUUGUACUUACUUACACUUUCAGUUUUAAAUACGAUUCUUUCGUAGUUAUAUGGCACUGUUGCGUCUGCCGUUAAGACUUUAUUGUAAUUGAGAUUUUAUAAACGUGACGGAAGGGAGAUGGUGAUAAAACAAAACAAAAGAAAAAAAAAAAAAGAAACCGGCGAAAGAUACUUUUCAAUCUUUUGCAGUAAUUACGCGCAGUUAAAAAAUUGGCUUUCAUACGCCUAUUACGAGCGGUAUCGAACACAAAUAGAAACUCUAUAAGUUGCGCCGAGCGCGCACGGAUUCUUAAUACAAUGUACAUUGCGAGUUUUGACUGCCAUAAUAGGCAUAUACAUACUACGCACACGCAUAUGAGUAAAACACACCCCCCCCACACACACACAUACACACACAGAUACGGACAAAUACACACACGAGCGAGCGGACCACGUUCGUGGGCGGAUUUUGCAGAAAAUAUUCGAUAAAGUAUUUUUGUGACUAUUCAUCGUGACCCUAGGCUUAACCAUCGAGCGAUCCGGUCGAGCGCGAUCGACCACGCGCGCGUCUGCAUCGGCGACAGCAGCGACGAGACAUUAUAAAACGAGACAAAAAUACUUGAACUUUUACAUUACUCUUCGGCGCAAUUACAAAGCCGGAGGUGCAUCUGGACUUAGGGUACUAGCUAGCGCAUUAUUAUUCGGAAAAUAUCGUAUGGUGAAAGCGGGUGAUGCGUAAUGGAGAUUUAUAUUUUGUUACAGGAAGUCACACAUACGUUGAUACCGCUGUGAUCGUCCGAAAUUCAAUGCCACAAACAAUACUGCCGCGAUAAAAUAUAAUAAACAAAUAAGAGCUUUGCAACGUAUAUUGACACGGUGAUGUUCAUGAAUUUGCAACACGCAGAGACCGACGAACCGGUAAACAGAUUCGAUUUUGGACGAGCACAGCUCCGAUCAUAUAGACCAAUAGAAACAACGAUACCUCAAGAAGACUCAGUAGUUAAUUAUCUCUAACUCAUCAACUUGUACAGAAUCGAUAUUCUUUUACAGUUGAAUAACCACACGCACCAUGGGAAAAAAAAGCAUUACGCGAGAGAAAAGAUCGCUUAACCGCGACAAUGAUUGUACCCCUCCCCUUUUUCUGCCCCACCCUCCCCCGUACUGUAUAUGUUGAAUUGUGUCUCCGUGCCCGCAUUUUGCACUCCGCGAAAGCGUACGAAAGCCGCCGUGGAAGAGAAUAUACGUUCGUAAUAAACGGAAGACAGACAGCGUUAAUCUUUUUCCAAGCACUGUUCAAGUUGUUCCUAUAGCUACGCGAAGAUUGUUUCUUUUUCGGCAAUUAAAUCCUCUAUAUCUAUA